AACGAAUAAUACGUGAAAGCAUUGAUUGAAUUGUGGUUUUGGUUAACGUUUUAAAUGGCAUUCAAUUUGUGAGACAAUUCAUGUCCAACUCAUCCAUACAUUUGUGUCGAAGACAUGAAAAUGAGAUUUAAAAGCAAAAUGAGACCAAAGAAGUCGACGACAAUGAAGGAGAGGAGGAAACAGAUGAAGACUGUAUUGCGGCAAAUGGUGGUGAAGUCGUUGUCGUCGAUGUCGGGGACGGGUGGGGACGACAACAACGACAACAACCGGCAAUUAGUCGACAGAAACGCCAGUCUUUUGGCAGAAGUGGAGGCUUUGAAGAGAGAAAAGGUGCAGAUCUUCGAGUCACUGAUGUUUCGCCACAACACUCAACACAACCCUAAUAUUAUUAAAAACGAUUUAAAGCUAUUGUUGGAGAGUCUGAAGAGUGACCACAAGAAUAUGAUUGAAUUGUUUCACAACUGUUACGAGUUUUAUAACCAAAUGAUUACCAAAAUGAGUGAUCAAAUCGAUGAAUACGUCCAAAGAGAGGACCAAUUGAUUGAACACAACAGUGACUCGAAUCCCACGGAAACCACGGAUAAUAGAUCUGAAGAACAAGUGUCCAAAAGUAAGACAAUGUUUGAAACGAAACGACUGUCGCGACAAAACGGUCAACAACUGGUUCCCAACAACGGAAGCGAUAGACAUCUCAGUGUUAUUGAAGAGAUCUCUCAAGACGUGGUGAAUGAGAACCACUCGAAUACCACUGAAUACUUGUCGAUUGAUAAUCAGAUGGAAAGUCCUAAAAGAGGGAACAGUUAUACCUCUAGUUUAGGUUAUGCAUUGACUCCACACUUGGAAAAUGUCACCUCAAGAACCCCUUCGAUAUUCAACUUUAACUGCAAUUCUUUCAAUGCUUUCAACGGUUUCCGAAACACUGGUUACGAGUCGUUUAUGUCGGUGUCGGACACACCCCUAAGAACUGAACUCUCGUUAACCGGAUUUGACUCAUUUGAGUCGACCUUAACUGAUGAUCAGAAGGGCAUUACGUCCUCAACGCCCGUCCAUUCAAAGCGUAUGAGUGGUGUGGAUAUGAUUCAGAGGCCUUCCAAACGCAUUUCGUCGAUUAACCGGCCGUUCAGUCCGCGCAUCGGUAGACCAUCACUGAUGGACAUCCAGAAUGUGAUGGACAACAAGACUCGUGUUGUGUCCACACAUUGCACGUCCAAAACACUGACGUUUGACAGCCAAUGCAAUGACACCAUUAGUGUUAAUAUCACUAAAAACAAACGCAAGGCUCGAGCGAGCAGUAGAUCCAUUGAAUCAGAUUUGUCUGACUCUAGCAGUCUGUCCACCCGUAGUAGUCGUCGUAAUCGUAAGGCUGUCUCUUAUAAGGAACCAUCACUUGCGAGGUAUGUGUUGACUACUAUUUCUAUGAUUUGA
Molecule: messenger RNA, 1425 nt
Organism: Oppiella nova
Lineage: Eukaryota; Metazoa; Arthropoda; Arachnida; Sarcoptiformes; Oppiidae
Source: the annotation of a GenBank genome assembly